This is a messenger RNA of Trichoplax adhaerens, 738 nucleotides long. RefSeq lists its product as uncharacterized. Gene Ontology annotation, molecular function: actin filament binding. Bases 1 to 738 code for a protein of 245 amino acids. Lineage: Eukaryota; Metazoa; Placozoa; Uniplacotomia; Trichoplacea; Trichoplacidae. The record is from RefSeq and is a predicted model, not a curated record. Gene Ontology annotation, cellular component: actin filament. The transcript has a single exon. Gene Ontology annotation, biological process: muscle contraction; actin filament organization.
AUGGCUAAGAUGGAACAGAUUAAGAAAAAGUUGGAAGAGCUUAAGCAAGACACGGAAGAAGCUAAUACACGAGCGGACGAAUCGGAAGUAGCUCGUAAAGAAGCUUGUGGUCGAUUGGAUAUUGCUGAACAAGAACUUGCAUCGUUAAUACGUCGUAAAACGUUAUUAGAAAGCGAUUUAAAUCGUACCGAAGAACGUUUAUCCGAAGCUGAAUCGAGGUUAAAUUCCGCAUCGACUUCCAAUCUAGAUUUAGAAAAUGAAAGGAAACGACUUGAAGAUGUGGAUUAUGCUGACGAUGAAAGAAUUGAUCAAAUUGAGAGUGACCUUAAAGCGGCCAAGUUAUCCACUGAAGAAGCCGAACGACAAUUUGAAGAAGCUGAACGAAAACUAAGAGUUUUAGAAGGCGAUCAUCAACGGGCCAUUGAAAAGGCGUCAAGUAGUGAUUCUAAAAUUACUAAUUUAGAAGGAGAAUUACAGGGAGUUAAUGAAAACUUGAAGGAAGCAGACGAUGCUGAAAGAAUAGCCAAUGAUCAAGAGGAAGACUACCAAGCCAAGAUUAAAGCUCUAGAAGAGCGUCUCUUGGCUGCUGAUGUUCGAUUAGAAGCUGCAGAUAGGCGUAAAGGCCAGUUAAAUCGUCAACUAGGGGAAAUCAAUGAUCUGUUGGAUGAAAAAAGACGUAAGUGUGAAGCUGUCAAGGAUGAGUUAGAUAGUAUAUUAGAAGAACUCAACGAAGCUUAA